This is a messenger RNA of Mus musculus (house mouse), 2977 nucleotides long. RefSeq names its product pleckstrin homology domain containing, family S member 1 (gene Plekhs1). The record is from RefSeq and is a predicted model, not a curated record. The transcript has 15 exons. Bases 675 to 2099 code for a protein of 474 amino acids. Lineage: Eukaryota; Metazoa; Chordata; Mammalia; Rodentia; Muridae.
CUAGCCCAGAUUGGAGUCACCCUGCCCCCAUGAAUUUCCUGUCUCUGCUCCUGAACCGAAGAUUGCCACACAUCAGACAAACCUAAACCUUGCCGCUUACCACGGUAACCCUAUGAUGGUGCUAGCAUUGGGAGAGGCAGAGGAAGAACAGUUCUGAAGAAGGACCUCUGAGAGCCCUGAAAUGGGGUGACCGUGUGUGUGAAUAGAGAAGUAAAUGGAAGGGACAAAGAGAAGUGACCCUUGCGGCUGAGAACCAGGAAUUGUUACCACAGUGACAGGCUAUCCAUAGCUCUGCAGUUCACAGUGGAGACCAGCACAGCUGUUGAAGAACUACUUAAGACACUAACUAGUAACAUCUGCACAAAGACCGGCUGUGAAGCCACAGAGAGUUUCCAGGUCUAAGUUACCUGGAACAUCAGGUGUAAUGCUGUGCCAAGCCACAAGAAGAAUGAAAGCCCAGGACUUCCCCUUAGGCCCCAGUUUCCAUUUGUAUUGGGGACAAAAGUAAAAUCUUCCCAAGGCAUGUUGAGAACUUCCUGCUGGUUCACAUUUCAAACAGAGCCGGUACUUAAUCCACCCUCACACCAGAGCUCACAGUAAGCAGGAGGAGCUCUGGAGCCACACGGUGCAGGUGCAGAGAACUACCUGGUGACCUGGUGAGAAGAGCCAGCCAGAUGGAAGCCAGACCUCCAAAAGGCCCAGGCAAACAAUUUACAUUUGAUUAUGAAAAUGAAGUCCAUAAACGGGAUUACUUCAUUAAGUCGCCGCCCCCUCAGCUCUUCUUCUCUGGGACCUCCUGGAAAAAGCGUCUUUUUAUUCUGUCCCAGAGUCGGGGAACGGGUCUCAGUCUUUCCUAUUACAAAGACCAUCAGCACAGAGGUUCCAUCGAAAUUGACGGCAGCUCCACUGUAGAAGUUGGUAUAAACUGCCAGGAAAAGAUGCAAUCUGUGCAGAAGAUGUUCAAGUGCCACCCAGAUGAGGUGAUGUCCAUCAGAACUGCAAACAGAGACUAUUUCCUUAUUGGCCAUGACAGGGAGAAGAUUAAAGACUGGGUCUCCUUCAUGACACCAUACUGCCAGGGUGUUAAAGCAACCCAUCAGAGAGCAGAGGAGAAGCUUUCCCUGGGUGACAGAAGGCCAGUUUCCGACCCCAGUCCUUUCUUGGGCCUCUGCAGCAUACCCGAGGGUAUCAGACUUGCAUCACCGAGGGCCAGUCUUCCAGAGCAUUUAAUACAAAAAAGCCUCCAAAGAUUCAGGCAAGCUCAUCUUCAUCAGGAUCAUGAUUUCCACUCAGAACCCACCCAAGAUACAGAAGAAGAGUACUAUCUCACUCCUCGAAGUUUAGAAGCCUGUUUAGAAUUAGAGAAUAUUGCUGGACCCAAUGAUUCUGGUGACUCCAUCGAAUCCAAUAGUCCGGACCAAGGUUUCAAGAGAGCGGAGAGCAAUUACGUGUCAAUGAGAUCAUUGAGAACCUGUCUCCUUAAAGAAUCAACCUCUGCAUCAGCCGACGACAACGAUGGCCAAGCGGAAUUCCAGACAGAGUCAGAGCUGGGGCCUCCCCACCAGGACAGCGGCACAGGAAGUGAUCCAUGUCUUUCACCUCCCAAUUCCAAAGCCCAGACCACAGAUGACCAAAAGGGGUCCGCCUCACUAACUGUUGUGAAAUUGUCUAUAUUACUCAACAACAUCCCCGAUGAGAGCCAAGUGGAGACUCUGAACGUGUUCCUCUCUCCUCGGGAUGCCAUCGACUACCUCGCUCUGGUAGAAGCAGCAGGACAGAUCUGUGUGGCUCGCUGGGAAGGUCCUCCCCGACUAGGAUGCUUAUUCUACCACGGAGAUCAUAUCUUGGCCGUGAAUGACCUGAAACCCCAAAGCCUGGAGGAGGUGUCCUUGUUUCUUACCCGAUGUAUCCAGAAGGAGAAAGUGAAACUCUCCAUUGGCCGGAUCCCAAACUCAGAGAAGCUCCACGCUUCCCCCUGUGCAUGCUCCUUAAGACACCAGUUGGCUGAGUCUGUCCAGCGGGAUUUGCCAGAACUGGAGAGGACACCAAAGAGGAGCCCUGCCAUCAAAAAGAGUCAGAAGGAAGCUGCUGGGGAGUAGGCUACUGCAGGCCCAGGACACAGAAGGAUGGAACCUGGGCCACACACAGCCGUGUGACUGGAGACAAGGCUGCAUCUGUCUCUGAGUCACCACUGAAUUAACAGUGGGGCCACUGGCCCCACAUGAAAUAAUGACUAAGGAGUAGAGUUAAAACGGAAGGGCUGAUUAUCUGAGAUUCUGCCCCAGACACGGCAGACAUCAUUCAGUAAAUCCCUGGUCUAAUUAAUAGCUGUGUGCUUCCGAGGUCACAGUCCACACAGCUGGCUCUUCGUUAGCCAUAUCAUUUCAGGGAUGCAAGAGAGUGAACGUGUGUCGCAACCCUCCCAGACACUUCCUGUGGCUCAGCAACCCAGGAGUGGGAAGCUGAGGAAGUUUGGAGCUGUAUCCAGCCAAGAUGUGCUUGCUCUAAAAAUAAAUAGGAAACUAUGUUUGGACACUCUUAAUUGAUUGGUUUAUUGCCAAAUCAAUUCUGCAAAGCCAAAAGAAUCAAAGGCCUUUCAGUAAUCAGGAAUGAGAGAGAGGCAGUGAGCUGAACACUAAUCAGCUUGGGGACUGUUGGUGCGAAGGGGGAUUUAGAAAAUGCAUCUUAGCAGGCUGUCCUUUCAGGGGGAAGAAAUGAAGGCUUUGGAAGAUAGUGAUACUCGAUCUUCAUGACUCUUGAGUUCUGAGCGGUUCGGGGAACAGAACCACAAAUCUGGUAUCAGCUUUAGAAAGAACAUUUCCCUGGCCUUUGCCUUGUGUGUGGGUUUAGCUUAGUAAAGACCUUUGGCUCGCAGAGGAGACAUUCAGUACGUGUUCUGUUAUCUAGAUUAUUGCCAGUGUGAAAUGUGCAUGUGUACAUAAACCAUGGAAAUAAAUAAAGUGCCAUGUACAACUGU